UACUACCAUUGUGUGAGUUCCGCGGGGUUGGUACUCCAUCAUGCGGAUAAGAGUCACAAAACUUUUCAGCUGAAGUCGAAGUAAUCCGUCAUCCUGUUCCAUUGUAUCUUCUUGUACAUCCUUCAAAGCCAACAAUGCUCGACCAGACGCCGGCCAUUGACCUCGGUGGUCUUACCUACGUGUUUCCCAGCGGAAUUGUGGGUCUCCACGACCUCACGCUCUCUCUUCCUCCCCACUCUCGCACGCUACUCGUAGGUGCAAACGGAGCUGGAAAGUCUACCCUUCUCAAAAUUCUCGCCGGAAAAACGCUUGCCAAAGCGGGAUCUGUCAAGAUUCAAGGCAGUGAUCCAUUCCGUGCUCCGCUGGGUGGUAUAACCUAUCUUGGUACUGAAUGGGCUGCCAAUCCAACCGUUCGCUAUGACAUGGCAGUGCCCGUCCUUCUUGCUUCCGUCGGCGGCGACGCGUUUCCUGAGCGCCGCGACGAGCUUAUUGAUAUUCUCGACGUUGACCUUUCCUGGCACAUGCAUGCUGUCUCAGACGGAGAGCGUCGUAGAGUUCAACUCGUCAUGGGACUCCUACGCCCUUGGUCGAUUCUUCUCCUCGAUGAGGUUACUGUGGACCUCGACGUACUUGUGCGUGCCCGCUUGUUGGAUUUCCUCAGAAGAGAGACUCUUGCCCGCGAAUGCGCUGUCGUCUACGCUUCCCAUAUUUUUGAUGGACUCGCCGACUGGCCUACUGACCUAGUCCAUAUCCAUAUGGGUCGCAUCCUCGAACAUGGAUCUCCUUCAGACAUCAUCUCGCGAACUGAGCUGCCUGACAGACCCACGAUUGCGUCUUACAACACCAACUCAGCGCUGCUCGAUCUUGCACUCAAGUGGCUCUCGGAUGAUCUGAAGGACAGAGGACGUCGCACGGAUGUCAAGCGUGUUCGCUGGGAGGAUGUCACUUCGGAUGAAAAAUCCGGCGGUAUGAAGUCAGACGCAUUUGCUGCCUACUUCAAAAUGUCACGCGCUCUUUGAGUAGUCUGAUGACAUAGGAUAUCGGCG
Myxozyma melibiosi is the source of this 1046-nucleotide messenger RNA. Its product is annotated as P-loop containing nucleoside triphosphate hydrolase protein. Lineage: Eukaryota; Fungi; Ascomycota; Lipomycetes; Lipomycetales; Lipomycetaceae. Bases 135 to 1019 code for a protein of 294 amino acids. The record is from RefSeq and is a predicted model, not a curated record. The transcript has a single exon. Gene Ontology annotation, molecular function: ATP hydrolysis activity; ATP binding.